CAAUCAUAAAAAAUAAAAUACUAUUAUAAAAAAUAAAUAAGGUGAAAAGUGCAGCAAAGAUGUUUCCUUUGAAGCUGCUGACAAAUUCCAAUUGUAGACACCCAAAAAGCAGUACCGAUUGAGAAAAACUUUAUCGCAACACUGUUUUUGUCGAGUGGGAAAAGUUUGUUUCGCCGAUUGACAUUUUUCUUUUUGGGAGUUUUGUUCGAAACUAUAAAAUUCUAGUUAUUCGAGUGAAGUUUUUGAAGCAACUAUAAUAUAUGCUGAAAAUAAAAAUAUAUAAACCAACAAAAAAGUAGUGAGUUAAAAAAAGUCACUUUUACCCACGGAAAAUUUGAUGCAGAAAAUAUUGAAUGAAAGAUUAAUAACAAAGCGACGCCACCGCAAAGGCAACGCAGUAGUGGGAAAUUGAAGGAAAACAAAAAAACAUACGAAUACAUUUUCCAAUUGCCCAUUUCCAAAAACGGACGGACAGACGAACGGACGAAUAGUGACGCUUUUGCACGGCGCAGGUUCGAUUUGUAUUUAAAACGAUUGUGGUGUGGUUGUGGGUGCAGGAAGCAAGUGUGGCCAAGGUGAAGGGAAUCCGAAAAAAUACGCACAUAUAACAUAGGAAAAUUGAACUGCCAGUUGUGUUGCACAAGACGAAUCAACAAAUAAAACACAGGAGCAAAACAAAGCAAGUGGAAAGUAAGAGCAUCGACUGCAGCAUCAGCCACUAACGUCAUAGCAUUAGCAACCAACAAACAACGCAGCUAGCAAAAAUCGAAAGUCAUAACCAUGAGCUCGAUAUCAAAUGUGGAAAAUCUGUCGCCACAGACAAUACGUCAAGUAAUGAAGGAAAUGCAGCAAAUAAGUGAAACUCCGUUGGAAGGAAUAAAAAUACAAAUAAAUGACGCUGAUGUAACUGACAUUCAGGCGCUUAUCGAGGGUCCAGCUGGUACCCCUUAUGCUGGCGGAGUUUUUCGUGUCAAGCUAACACUCGGAAAAGAUUUUCCACAAUCACCGCCCAAAGCCUUUUUCCUUACAAAAAUCUUCCAUCCGAAUGUGGCGGCCAAUGGUGAGAUUUGCGUGAACACGUUAAAAAAGGAUUGGAAACCUGAUUUAGGUAUUAAACAUAUAUUGCUCACCAUAAAAUGCCUUCUUAUUGUACCAAAUGCGGAAUCUGCGCUAAACGAAGAAGCUGGUAAACUCCUACUUGAACGUUACGAUGAUUACUCUCAGCGCGCUAAGAUGAUGACGGAGAUUCAUGCGCAGCCUGCUAAGGGUGCGGCUAGUGGUGAUUCGAAAGACGACGAUGGUCCCUCAUCUAAAAGGCAUGCAGUCGACAAAAAACUGCAAGACAAGAAAAAAGAGAAACUCAUCAAAGAAAAGAAGCGCAUGUUAAAGCGGUUAUGAGGCGGUGGGUUUAAAUGGAAUGAGCCUUUUCUGAAGGCUGUAACACUUCAAGUCACCUUCGCGUUCAAUUCUUAAAGAAAUAUAAAAGCAAACCAAGCCAAAACUUCAAGAAAACAUUCAGUGGCAAGUGCAAGUGUAGCAGCAAAUAUAAUUAUUACUACAGUAAAAACAAACAUGUAUUAAAAUAAUAACAAUUGCUAGAAAGAAAGAGUAUUAAAGCAAGCAGUGUAUAUUUGAGUACCAACAAAAGCACUAUGAAUAAACACUACCAAUAAUAACAACAAGAAAAUCCCUCCACACAUAAUAUAAUAAAUAACCUCUGAAAAACUAUAAUAUCUAAUGAAAACCGCAUAAAAGCUGGUAAAAAUGCUACAAAUUUCAUCUUCAGCUUUAAUGGCAAUUUCAAUGAUUUCAUUUGUUCACAAAUUGAUUGGAUUGCCAAUAUGAAUUUGCCUAUGGAAUUUGCGCUUUAUUACACGAAUUAACCUGGACUCGAUACCGUAGACAUCACAGAGAAUUUUCCUUAUUUAAGUCAUUGUCGAAAUGUGUAUAUGAGCAAUCUUUCUGAGUUUUCCCUCACUAAAUUAGUCAAGAUAGCGUAAUUGUUAUGAUGAAAAGAAACAUAAAUAUGUAAUACUAAGAUUUACUUUAGCAUUAAUUUACCUUUACUUAAUGUAUUGUUCUUAAUUGCAUACCUAUAAACUAAAAAAAGAAACAAAACCAAAAUUAACUUUAUACUUUAGUGCACUAUGGUAUAUGCACAAUUCUAUGCAUACACACGAGUACAUACAUAUACGAGUAUAUUACACCUCAAUUCAAUAGUAAUAUGAUUUCAAUUGAAUUACAUAAGACCGAAACCCUCAUAACUGUGCAUGCGUACAUAAGUGUAUGCAUGUGGGUAUAAAAAAAGAAAUAAAAUAUUAAACAAAAUAUGCAUACACUUAUGUGCCUGCGUAUGUUUUUUGCAGCACAUUAGCGUACUUCAUUAUUAUAUUGAAUUUUUUUAUACAUAUAACUCGUACUCACCACAAAUCGCCAUCAAAAACACCCACAUAUUUACGGAAAGCAUUCGUUGUUUAUAAUCAUACACACAUACAUACUAUUUACUACUUACAAUACAUUUGAAGAAAUACAUACAAAAGCAAAGAAUCACCGACCGAACACCUUCCCGUGUACCAUUUUUAGCGUGUAGUAGUCUGAAAUAAAAAAGCAAUUGUAAAAAAUGAAAAA
Molecule: messenger RNA, 2628 nt
Organism: Anastrepha obliqua
Lineage: Eukaryota; Metazoa; Arthropoda; Insecta; Diptera; Tephritidae
Product: ubiquitin-conjugating enzyme E2 S
Exons: 4
Coding region: 781-1398 (205 amino acids)
Source: RefSeq, a predicted model, not a curated record